Molecule: messenger RNA, 966 nt
Organism: Linderina pennispora
Lineage: Eukaryota; Fungi; Kickxellomycota; Kickxellomycetes; Kickxellales; Kickxellaceae
Product: iron permease FTR1
Exons: 3
Coding region: 1-966 (321 amino acids)
Biological process (GO): iron ion transmembrane transport
Cellular component (GO): plasma membrane; high-affinity iron permease complex
Molecular function (GO): ferrous iron transmembrane transporter activity
Source: RefSeq, a predicted model, not a curated record
AUGGCAGACGUCUUCAACGUGGCCAUCUUCUUCAUCAUCCUGCGCGAGACGCUCGAGGCAGGCAUGAUCAUCUCCGUGCUGCUUGCCUUUGUCAAGCGGCUGUUCGCCAACGACCCCGAGUCGCUUAAAAAGCUUCGAAAACAAAUCUGGAUCGGUGCUAUCAUUGGUUUCGCCAUCUGCCUCGUCAUCGGUGCCGAAAACUUGUGGGAAGGAAUCUUUUGUCUUAUCGCCGUCAUCAUGAUCACCGCCAUGGGCAUCGGCAUGCUGCGUUCGGGCCGCAUGCAGGAGAAGUGGCAGUCAAAGCUGGGCGCCGCGCUGCAGGAGGACUCGGACAACAAGGGCUGGAGGACGUACAUUUUCUUCCACCUGCCCUUCUUCACCGUGCUGCGUGAGGGCCUCGAGGCCAUUGUGUUCGUCGCCGGCAUCUCCAUCAGCACCACGGCCAAGUCCAUCCCUCUGGCAGUCGUUGUUGGCCUCAUCUGCGGCAUCAUCAUCGGCUACCUGAUCUACCGCAGCGGCAAUGCCAUGACCUUCCACUGGUUCUUCGUUGCCUCGACCGCGCUGCUCUAUCUGAUUGCUGCUGGUCUGAUGUCCCGCGGCGUCAACUUCUUCGAGAACUACACUUUUGCAAAGUACGCUGGUGCUGAUCCCGAUGCCGGCGAUGUCAUCAAUGUCAAGCAGAACAUCUGGUUCCUUGACUACGGAAACCCCGAGCUCACCACCAACAGCGGUGGCUGGAAGAUCUUCAACGCCAUCCUCGGCUGGAACAACGUUGCCAGCUACGGCACCAUCAUCUCGUACUGCCUCUACUGGGCCGCCCUGAUCGCCUACCUGCUGUACCUUGGCAUCACCGAGAAGAUGACCGACCGCACCAUGAGUCUGUCCGCCAACGAGAAGUCCUCCGGGGAGAUCUCGGAAGAUACCUCCGAUAAGCUCCAGCCUAACGUCGCUGUCCUCAGGGGUUAA